AUGGUGAUUGCCAGGAAUUCGACUUGUGAGUCAAAUGCGCCCAUUCAUGGAGAUGUUAUUAUCGGGGAUCCUGUAAAAGCCAUAUUGAACGCCACUGACCAGAAUCCCGUCAAUAUAACACAAAACAAUGGCCACUGCUUGGACAAUGAGAAGGGAUCAACCUCUUCUUUUCUCAUUCUUUUCCUCUUCUUUUCUCUUGUCAUUGCCUAUUUUGUCUACAAGAACAGAGGGAAAGUUCUUCAAUUGCAAAGGGAACUACGAUCCCGUGUGGAGUAUAGGAGACUUGAAGACGGAGACUCCUGCAGCCUUCUCCCGAAUGAACCACAAGUGAUCUAU
Molecule: messenger RNA, 336 nt
Organism: Mesorhabditis belari
Lineage: Eukaryota; Metazoa; Nematoda; Chromadorea; Rhabditida; Rhabditidae
Source: the annotation of a GenBank genome assembly